AUCAUCUAUUGUGGGCCGACACUAAACAGUAAUCGUUAAAUAACUCUUUAAAGAUGGUAAUCCACAAUGCAAGAUGUAAAGCGUAAGAUGUAAUGUACAUCAGCCAAUCAGAAAAAAAUAAUGGAAUUGCGCUGUAGCAAAGACGCGUUUGUUUAUACAUGGCGAGAUGGAUAUGCGUAAUACUUUUCUGUUAACAACAUUAACAACAUUGUUUUGUUUGUGGAAUGUGCACUUGUUGCAAAUAUAUGUAAUAAAACAAAAAAGAAAAUAUCAAAAUCGACGAUGGUGGGUGCGUCCAUGUAAUCGACGUCGCUAUAUCGAGGGCUCUUUUACAAUAGUGUUCUUGAAAUAUAAAUAUACAGACUACGAAAAGUUUUUCAACCUGACAAGACUGACAGUCGAUUUAUUUGAUGAAUUACUAGAAAUAGUUGGUCCACAUCUACAAAAGGCCAGUUACAGAGAAUUUUUAUCCCCGGAAUUUCGGCUAGCAUUCAUAUUUACUAUCUAGCCUCAGGAAACAGCUUGCCUUCUUUGGCUAAUUAUUGGCAAAUUGAAAAGUCUACUGCCUACGACAUUGUGCAGGAAACUUGUCGCGUUAUUUCUAAUACUAUAGGUGCAACCUAUCUCUUGCCCUCAAAUUAGCAAGAAUACAGAGAAAUUGCUGAUAAGUCGGAGCAACUGCGUCGGAGCCCU
Messenger RNA from Pogonomyrmex barbatus (red harvester ant), 693 nucleotides. RefSeq lists its product as uncharacterized. NCBI's taxonomy places the organism in Eukaryota, Metazoa, Arthropoda, Insecta, Hymenoptera, Formicidae. The record is from RefSeq and is a predicted model, not a curated record.